AUGGCAGCAAAUGACGGUCAUGAUUACGGAGUAAGUUUGCCGAAUGAGAAAGUAUCCUCAAAACCAAGUGCCCCAUUAUCUUCACAACCGGCCGCCCAGCCUGCACAUCCCGGAGUUAGUGGGGAAAAAACUGAAAUCAAUCAGUCUGACGGAUCAGCCAAUAUGAAUCUGAUAGAAUUUUCAACCAACCAGCAAUCGGCGAUCGUGACGGAAGCAACCUCAAGGCUAGAUCAUGUGGAAGCUGACAACUGUCUUUUGAUUCAGCUUGAUCCGUUUGAAGAAGUUACAAAAAAGGCACUUUGCGAAACACCAAACCCGAAUAAGAUGAAAGACCUCAUAUCCGAAGAGCUCGUGGAGAAUGAAGAGGAGAAAAAUGCAGCAGAGUCGUUUGGUAUAAUCGGAAAAGAUAUAGUAGUUAAUGAAACUAUCUUCCAGACAAUAUUCACCAUGGCUGUCGAAGAGAAAGAGGACCCGACAGGGGGCAAACUUGAAGAGGGAAAUGGUUGUGUUGAAGCGAGGCUGCAUCCGGUGGGUCAGCCCAUGCCGCUAGACGAGGUGGAGGGUAUAGACAAAAAUCUUUUUUUGCAGGACCUACACUUAGUAGCCGAAACUAUGAAAGAGGGGGAAACAAACUUAGCGGAAUGCAAACAAACAAACGAAAUAAUGCCUUUUUACCAACACACCACCACUGAAAUAAAGAUGACUACAAUUCAAACCCUGGAGCAUUCAAAAAGUAUAGAUAAUAGUGAGAAGAUAAAAUCGGCACGAAAGCUUUUAGGGUUUAUGGAUGCCCCAUCCUCGAAGUCAACCUCCCUGGAGGAGUUGAAUAAGGCUCAAAAAGUCAUUCAGAACCAAACUAGCUGUCAGCCUACAACAUCGGCUUCCGGUGAACUAGGCGACCACGAAGGGAAGCCUGAAGCGUACAAAGAGUUGGAAGGAAAAACGAAGGACGAGUUGAGCAGAGGCUCUGUCGAACUUGCAGCAGCGAAAAAAGAGGCCCCAAGCCCCAAAGGGAUGAACAUAUUCGGUAGGCUAAAGCAAAGUAUUUUUGCCAAGCAGCCAAAAGUAGGUAGCUCUGAAUUGGAUGGCCAAACUUCUGGGCAGCAGAGUCCAUUAAUUUCGUCUGUUUCUGUAGAGAAAAUAGUAGAAAGUGACCCCAGUAAGAAGCCUGGUCUAGAACCGACCAAAGCAGCCGGUUUGCAAAGUGAUCCAUUCGCAUCAGAUCAAGAAGAAGUCAAGCUGAUGCCGGCCAAGGGUACAGUGAGCACCAUGCCUCUUCUGCCAAGUGGGAGGGAGGGCGCGACGACCACGCCGAGUUGCGAGGUUGCAGCGUCAAUCAUA
Messenger RNA from Protopolystoma xenopodis, 1341 nucleotides. Lineage: Eukaryota; Metazoa; Platyhelminthes; Monogenea; Polystomatidea; Polystomatidae. The record is from the annotation of a GenBank genome assembly.